AUCUAUGGCGAGUGGGCCACACCGAGGGACGAGGAGGUCUUAAGGGGCACCGUCGGACCUUUUCUCUUCAUCUCUCUCUCUCUCUGUCUCUCUUCUUCUUCCUUCCCCCUUCUCUCUAUAUCUUGGCUAUUCCCGAUUCAUUCCAUUUUUGCAAAAACAGCCGGAAUGAACCCUCCACCUACAGUCACCGCCUCGUGGGGAACCUUCUCGGGCCGCCAACAUACCACGCUGGAAUGGGAGGCCCAUUACGAAUUGAUCAAGACGCUCUAUCUGGUCAGAGACCUCAAGCUCUGGCAGAUCAAGGAUAUCAUGGCCCGUGAAUACGGGUUCCGCGCUACUGAUGCGCAGUACAAACGCUUCAUUACGAAGUACAAGCUUGAGAAGAAUGUUAAGCACGAUGUGAGGGAGUGGAUUGCGGCAAAGAGGCGCAAGAGGAGUGUGGAGGGGAAAGAUACUCAGGUGUUUUUGAAUGGGAGGGUGGUGAGGAUGGAGAGACUGGGUGCGUGGAGGGAAGAGGCCGAGGAAGAUCUCCCUCCUACACCCAAGGGUGUGGAAUAUUGCACGCCGAGAUAUAGUGGGCCGGAGGGUGAAACGGAGGAGUACGCUGCAGAGGGGAGCUCAUAUCCGUCGGCGGCGGCAGCGGGGGCAGCGGGGGCACGUCCCCCAAUACCGAUCCCCGCCAUGCAGCAACAUGAAGAUCCUCCUGCAAGCACGACAACUCCACCCACAAAACAAAGCCACAAAAGAAGCCACUCCAAUCCCACCUCGCAGGCCAUGCGCCACUACGCAGACCACAUGCUCAACAAACUCGAACUCGAAGACUUCCACAGUGGCUACGCCUUCAACCACCGUGAAGCACUCGACUUCCUCCUCCGAAACUCCUCAGGCACACUAUGCCCCACCUCCCCCUCCGCACACACCAUCGUCUCGACCCUCGCCACCUCCUUCCCCGCACUAGAGCUUGCCGGCACCUACAUCGCGCUCCACGACGUCAGCGCAGAGGAGUACAUAUCCCUCCUGCAGACCACAGGGAAAGGUCUCAGCCCAUUACUAUCCGCCUUCGAAGUAACCUUCGCAGCCCUUCAACGGGCCUCCUACCCCGCAGCGGCACUACUUCUCACAUGCAGCCACCUCCACCACUCGCACAUCCCGCACGUUUUACUCCAGCGCUCUUCGUCCGCACAGGACCCGACGACACUCACCCGUCUCCUCGGCACACUCACCUCGUACCGGCUCAUCCGGCCAGAGACGUUCAACCGCUCAUUCAGCGUGGACCCAGUGAUCCACGCGCACCUGCGGAAACUUGCGGGGCUCGACGAGGGGCUGCAGAGUCUAAGAAUGGUCAGGACCGCGGUCAUGGCGGAGGGAAGGGUCUUCGGGAAUAGGAUAUUACCGCAUGUUAAGGCCUGCCUGAAACAUCUGAGGAGGUUUGAGCACCAGGGGAAGGGCGAGGGCGUGGAGGUGCGCGAGGGGCUGGCGUGGUUGGCGGGGGUGGUUGAGGGGGCUACAUAG
Molecule: messenger RNA, 1512 nt
Organism: Tricharina praecox
Lineage: Eukaryota; Fungi; Ascomycota; Pezizomycetes; Pezizales; Pyronemataceae
Exons: 3
Coding region: 166-1512 (448 amino acids)
Source: RefSeq, a predicted model, not a curated record